Molecule: messenger RNA, 2865 nt
Organism: Sphaerulina musiva SO2202
Lineage: Eukaryota; Fungi; Ascomycota; Dothideomycetes; Mycosphaerellales; Mycosphaerellaceae
Product: WD40 repeat-like protein
Exons: 2
Coding region: 297-2504 (735 amino acids)
Molecular function (GO): protein binding
Source: RefSeq, a predicted model, not a curated record
ACUGGUGCACACUACAGCUACCUUACUUCACCAACUGCCACGGCCGCGACCUUCCUCUUCCCUGUUUCGCACCGGCUCAUCCGCGCCAACGACCUUCUUUUAUUGCUUCUUUGUGUGCGCGAGUGCAUACGUGUGUCUGUGUAAGAUAACGAAGGUAGCACGUAGCGCAUUCAACACUGAGCGCACAUCUCCGAACUCUCCGUCCCUGCGCCACUGCGGCACACCUCUCCAGAGACUACCUACUCGAACCCUGGUAGCGGUUGGAUGAGACCCAGCACCUUCCCCCAUCACGCCUCAUGGCGGAAUCUGUCGUGAUGGCCGAAGAACGGCACGAAUGUGACCAUGGUCACGGCCACGGCCACCACGAUCACGAAAGCAGUCGCAAGUUGCAGCACCCCCCGAACAAGCACGCCGACAUGAACCUGUCCACCUUCCUCCACGAACACAUUCCCGCCUCCUACAACCCCCCCAUCGCUGACAGCAGUGCCUCGCACUCUCACAAAGACCACCACCACCACCACGAGCACGACGCGGAAGAACAGAGACCAAACACCAAAUUCUGCUACCGACACCACCCGGACAUCAAGUGCCGCCGUCAAGCAAACGAGACGUCCAUGGAGCAGUUGCAGGACGAGCUGUCCGGUCUGCCACAGAUGGACCAGCAAGUCAUCUCCCAAGUCUGGUCUUCCUUCUCUGCUGCGCCUGCCAAGCAUCGCAAACUCAUGCUGCAGGGCAUUCUCACCCAGUGCUGCUUUCCUCAGCUCUCCUUCAUCUCCGCCAACAUCCGCGAUCUCAUCAAGAUUGACUUCCUCUCGGCCCUUCCAGCUGAGCUAGGCUUUAAGAUCUUGUGCUACCUGGACACCACUUCGCUCUGCAAGGCCGCCCAGGUGAGCCAACGAUGGAGGACCUUGGCGGAUGACGACGUCGUGUGGCACAAGAUGUGUGAGCAGCACAUUGACAGAAAGUGCAACAAGUGUGGCUGGGGUCUGCCUCUGCUAGAGAGGAAAAGAUUGAGAAUCGAAAAGAGACAGAUACAGUUGAGGGCUACGGGUAGAGGACUGAAUCAGUGGUCACCCAACAUCACUCCCAUUCCCGAGGACUUCGAAUCACUGACCAUGGGUCCGCCGGAGAUGCUCGACGGAGAGGCGAGCAGCAGUCGUGGCUUGAAGCGCUCACGUGAAGGCGCUGCCAGUAUCUCACCGGAGCUUGCCAAACGACAUUGUUCCAUAUCGUCGCAAGAGAGUGUCCCCGUCGGUGUCGAAGGCAACGAUGCAUACUUUGCACCUCGCAAGCGACCUUGGAAAGAUGUGUACAAGGACCGCUUCAAGGUGAGCACCGCGUGGAAGAACGGACGAUGUACCACCAAGGUCUUCAAGGGCCACACCAAUGGAGUCAUGUGCCUGCAAUUUGAAGAUAAUGUCUUGAUCACGGGUUCAUACGACACGACUGUGAAGAUUUGGGACAUUGACACCGGAGAAGUCAUUCGAACUCUCACUGGCCACACCGCCGGCAUUCGCGCGCUGCAAUUCAGCGGAGACAGACUCGUCACCGGCAGUCUCGACUCGACCGUCAAGAUAUGGAACUGGAGGGAAGGAAAGCUGCUCAAGACAUGGCAAGCACAUGAUGCCGGAGUCAUCACUGUGAAUUUCACACAAAGAUACCAGGCUUCAGGGUCUCAGGAUAAGAAUAUCCGUGUCUGGGACUUGACCACUGGCCAAACAUUUUUGCUCCGAGGCCACCAGGAUUGGGUGAACAGCGUGAAGAUUGACGACGCCUCUCGCACGCUCUUCUCCGCAUCCGACGAUCUCACCGUCCGCAUAUGGGAUCUGGAUAGCAGACAGUGUAUUCGAGAAUUCACCGGUCACGUCGGCCAAGUGCAGCAAGUGGUGCCUAUGCCACCAGAGUUCAACCUGGACGAUAUUGUUCUUACUCCGAACGACAAGGAUGACGAUACUAGUAGUAUCAGUUCCGUUACCAUUGCUCCUUCGCAUAGAGAACACAAUCAUCACAACCUGGACGCAGCCCCCCAGUUCUGGCCACAUGAUGAGGACAGAGCAGCACCACCGCGAUACAUGAUCACUGGCGCUUUAGACUCGACCAUUCGUCUGUGGGACACUCACUUCAAGACCGCAGGUUUUGGGCAGGAGGGUACGUCGGAUUGUGGUCAAGUCGGCUCUUCUAUCCUUCCUACGGAUCCGCUCACCAAUUCUCACUUUCCCCGCGCUCAGGCGUGCAUUCGCACGUUCUUUGGACACGUGGAAGGCAUCUGGGCAUUGUCAGCCGACCACCUCAGACUCAUCUCGGGCAGUGAGGAUAAGAUGAUGAAAGUCUGGGACCCGCGCACCGGCAAAUGUGACAGGACCUUUACUGGCCAUCAGGGACCCAUUACGUGCUCAUGGUUGUCAGACAGUAGAGUUGCGAGUGGAAGUGAGGAUUGCGAGGUUAGAAUGCUCUGCUUUGGAGAUGAGCGGCGUGCCGCAAAUGGAGUUGCCGAGAAGAAGUGAAAAAAAAAGAAAAAGAAAACCUCUGAAUUUUGUUUGGUUCGUCGCGAUGAUACGAAAUGGGCAAAUGGGACUUAGCGUAGGUGUUUUGGUGCGCAGUAAGCACCCCUGAACGCCACGGCUGGGCUGGGAGGUCUGAAUGGAUUCUGGGAUUCGCGUUUUGUGGCGUCUUUAUCGAGGCUCUACUUGCUGUUAUCAUCAUCUGUCUGUCGGCCACUAUUUUAUGGACGGACAGAUUGAGAAAGCUAUUAUAAGGUAUUCUCAAUGUACAGCUUUAUUUUCAAUUGCAGCGCCCAAAUGGGAAGGCAGUUAUAUUCUUGGCAUUCUCGGUCAUCUCCGAUAACAGGCAUACAUGGUUUGUCAC